Molecule: messenger RNA, 5822 nt
Organism: Nothobranchius furzeri (turquoise killifish)
Lineage: Eukaryota; Metazoa; Chordata; Actinopteri; Cyprinodontiformes; Nothobranchiidae
Gene: lrrc4cb
Product: leucine rich repeat containing 4C, genome duplicate b
Biological process (GO): modulation of chemical synaptic transmission; synaptic membrane adhesion; regulation of axonogenesis
Cellular component (GO): postsynaptic density membrane; glutamatergic synapse; plasma membrane
Molecular function (GO): cell-cell adhesion mediator activity
Source: RefSeq, a predicted model, not a curated record
CCUCAGAAACGCACGCUUCUGAGUCACACGCGCGCGCACGCUCACGCACGCGGUAGAUCUGUGCCUGGAGACGAAUCGAGCGCGCUCGCUAUUCAAGUCAUGGACGGCGGCGAGCUGGGGGACCAUUAGGAGCCGUUGGCACAAAAACCCGCUUUAUUUGCAGCACACGGACGCUGCUGGCUCUCUACGCGCGUCGGACACACGCGCCCUGACAGGCGGGAUUAUUACUGAUGUAAUCAAUACAGAGAAUCGCUUUGGCUGGAGAGAGAAAAAAAACACAUUCAUAUUUCACCCGAAUCGUCCCUGUUCUUGACAGAAAACGCUGUGUGCCAUAUGCUCUGCGACUUUCAGAGCAGCCGAUGGCAACCCGUUGGUACUGAUGCGGCGCGUGUGAUGGUUGCAGUGGGACGGAUAUCCUUAAUUUGAUCCAAGAGGUGUUCUAAGGUGUUUUUCUUCUUGGAUGCUUCUGUUUCGCUUCUCCACUGACCUUAAUCACAGCUUUCUAAUGCUAUUUUGGACUGACAGAAAAAGGCUUCCACUUCUUUUUAAACCUUUAUUUCAUUUUAGGUUGUUUUCAUUUGUUUUCUCAGUCUAAUUUGAUGUGUGGAUUAUUUUUUUUAUACAUUUAAAUCAUCUAGGAGACAUUUUUUUUUCUGGGACUGUGGUCUUGGGUGAAGAAAAAGGGGGCCAUACUGACUUGAUCGCCCAUCUAAAACUCUGCAGGAUUGUCCUCCUCAUCCGUCCUGAGAGGAAUACCUUUGAGUCCAGGAGGCUACCGCGGCUCCUCUGAGGGGUUUCAUCGGCUGCAUUCGGGGGAAUGGUGACCACACCGCAGAUGCACGCAACUCUUCCUGAGUGUUUCGGCGUUUUUCACAGCCGAGCAUCUUGAGUUGUGAUCGAGGGAGACGCGGACUGCAGCAGCCUCCAGCCUUUUUUUUCCUCACAUGGAGAUUUGUGUCUCGGUUGUGCUGCAAAUCUUGAAAACGUGGACGGGGGCCCUGCUGAUUUUUCAUGCACUGUUCUCGCCCUCGAUUUCUUUUAUUCGAGAAAAUGCAGAACACAAACACCAGAUGAACUAUGAAUGCUGAACACAAUGAUCUCCUCCCUCCAGCGCCAGACAAUGAGAGGUCGUAGGCUGAAGGGGGCGCUGUCCAACCCCCUCUUUGUGCUGCUUUUGGCCCUUCAGAUCCUGGUGGUGGCUGGACUAGUCCGUGCUCAAACCUGUCCUUCUGUCUGCUCAUGCAGUAACCAGUUCAGCAAAGUCAUAUGCACUAGGCGUGGUCUACGGGACGUUCCAGAUGGCAUUUCUACCAAUACCCGGUACCUGAAUCUCCAGGAUAACCUUAUCCAAGUAAUCAAAGUGGACAGUUUCAAGCAUCUGCGCCACCUGGAGAUCUUGCAACUGAGCAAGAAUCAUAUUCGCAGCAUAGAAAUUGGGGCUUUUAAUGGGCUUGCCAGUCUCAACACACUGGAGCUCUUUGAUAAUCGACUGAUGACAAUCCCCAAUGGAGCAUUUGAGUACUUGUCCAAGCUUAAGGAAUUGUGGCUAAGGAACAACCCCAUCGAAAGUAUACCAUCAUAUGCCUUCAGCCGGGUUCCCUCUCUUCGAAGGCUUGAUCUAGGUGAGCUUAAGCGUCUAUCCUACAUUUCUGAUGGGGCAUUCAAGGACUUGAGCAACCUGCGCUACUUGAACUUGGGAAUGUGUAACCUCAAGGAGAUCCCUAACAUCCUACCUUUAAUUAGGCUAGAAGAGCUAGAAAUGUCUGGUAACCAGCUAACUGUUAUCAAGCCCAGCUCAUUUGCAGGGUUGGUGAACCUUCAGAAGCUUUGGAUGAUGCAUGCCCAGGUCCAAACUAUUGAGAGAAAUUCUUUUGAUGAUCUUCAGUCACUGGUGGAGCUGAACCUGGCUCACAACAACCUGACCUUUUUACCACAUGACCUCUUUACACCAUUGCAUCGUCUGGAAAGAGUCCACCUUCAUCACAACCCUUGGAACUGCAACUGUGAUAUUUUGUGGCUUAGCUGGUGGCUUAAGGAAACCGUACCGGCCAACACCAGCUGCUGUGCACGUUGCUAUACUCCUUCAGCCUUCAAAGGUCGCUACAUUGGAGAACUGGACCACAGCUACUUUCAGUGUGAUAUCCCAGUCAUUGUAGAGCCACCGAGUGACUUGAAUGUAACUGAAGGCAUGGGUGCUGAGCUUAAAUGUCGUACAAGCUCGCUGACCUCCAUCUCCUGGCUCACACCAAAUGGCUCUUUGGUAACCCAUGGGGCUUAUAAGGUGCGAUUGUCUGUACUCAAUGAUGGGACAUUAAACUUUACUAGUGUGACAAUGCAGGACACUGGGACUUACACCUGCAUGGUUAGCAACACAGCAGGCAACAUUUCUGCAUCUGCUGUGCUCAAUGUUACUUCCGUGGAAAACAGUGGAGUAACCUAUUUUACGACAGUAACCGUGGAGACGAUUGAGAAUCCUGGGGAUGAUGGCCAAACAUUACUUCCCCCCUUUGAUUGGGCCUCAUCUUCAACUACAAAGGGCACUCCAGUUUCAACACGGACCACAGAGCGGACUUACACUAUUCCAGUUCUUGAUCGGGAUGGAGAGGGAGCCCUCAAUGGUCUAGAUGAGGUGAUGAAAACCACCAAGAUUAUUAUUGGCUGCUUUGUGGCCAUUACUCUUAUGGCUGCUGUGCUGUUGGUUAUUUUCUACAAGAUGAGGAAGCAGCAUAAUCAACAGGACCCCGAUGGCCCGGCGUCCUCCAUGGAAGUCAUUACUGUUGAAGAAGAGCUUGCGGGUGUUGCUGCUAUGGAGAGACAUCUAUCACUUCCUCCAUUGGAGCACUACAACCACUACAAUACCUACAAGAGCACUUACCACCACCCUCCAAUGCUCAGUGCCAUACACAGCUCAGCCACACAAGAACCUUUACUGAUUCAAGCUUGCUCAAAAGACAAUGUCCAAGAGACGCAAAUCUAAUGAAUUUGAGAUCAAAUCCAUUAUUACCGGUUUUAAACUUGGGAUACAAUGGAUCAAAACUUUAAAAUGAAAAAAAUUAAUAACAGUAAAAUACAUAAAACGCUGUUGACUUGACAGUUGAUCUUGACUGUGGCACUUAAUCAGCAUUUGGCAAAGGGACAAAUAUGAUACUUUAAAAAGGAUCUUUACAAAAACCAAGAUUAUUUAUUGAAAUAUGUCUAGUGGCCAAAUGACGAAAAACAAUUUGUGAUAGCUUUUUAGCUCAUUUUAUUUCUCUCUCUGUGUGUAAUACUGCUCAAGGGAAAGAAUGGUUUAUUAAAAGUGAAUCUGAAAGGCAUCAAAAGCUGCUUAGAACACCAAUGUUGGUUUUGCUCCUGUGCUAGAAUGGAUGCAGUGUCAUUAAUCCAAAUGUAUUGAUUGAGCUAAAAAAAUAUGUAUUUUGCUCGGGCAUUUAUUUGAAAGUUACUCAGAAGACUACAUUUGUUGUAGAGGAACUUUAUAACACUUCAAACUAAAAUGUUGGGGUAUUCUCCUUUCCAUAAUAAUCUAGAUGUCACUCAAAAUGAGAUUAGAUGAUUAAACGACACAGCUCUGGAUUAUAUCACAGUGAAACCAGCAUGCCUGUGGAGCAAAUCUAGCAAAUGAGUAGAUGCACAUUUCCCCCGUGGCUCCUAAACAACAGCCAUACAUCCUUCACUUUAAUUACGAUAAAGGUCUUGCUCUCAUUCCCCCUCCUCAGUUUUCUCUAGACUUUUACCCUUAACCGUUUUCCUUCUGAUCUCUCUUUUUAUAUCUGAAUUAUUCAGUGUCCAGGUCGAUCUUAUCCUUGUUUCCUCUUCACUUUCUCUUUUCUGUUUUGCUUCAUUUUCAUCUGUGUCACUGAGCUUGAGCACGUCCCUCACUCGUCACCAUCUCUCAUUUGUCUAGCCUGUCCCCUCUUGUGUGCGCGCUGCACAACGGCAGAAUAUUUCUUAGGAAAAUAAAAGGUAGCAUAAGGUUGUGGUCCGUAGCCUCCCUGUUAACCUGGUAAUGAUCUACGUCCUCUCUGUGUUGCAGCACCUUGCCAUCACCCCAGGGUCACACGAGUUCAGGCGCUGAUAGUCCAUCUGUUAGUACAGAUAAAAAGGCAAAUGAGGCUGCUUUGUAAUGUAGUGUGACCCUGUCAGACGAAAUGCAGACAGGGCUAACGUACUCAGUGAAGCAGCUAGGAACCUGCAACAAAAUAGGAGAAGAUGGGUUGUAGCUCAUUAAUCUGUAUCAGCAGUUCAUUUCCAGACUAACAGAAGAAAGCUGAUAAGAAAGCAGCGUGAGACUUUGUGCCUAAUAUCUCACAGGGGGCAGAGGCUUUUGAUAUUGAAGCGACCCCUGCUCAGUCUCAUUUUUGGCAGAUGAAAAACACACAGACACUUUGAUGCUGCAUUGUUUAUGGAUCAUCAAAACAAUGGCUCUCUUUCAGUUUACUUACAUGCUGUCCAUUUAGCAUUAGAAAUAAAGACAGCUUAAACAAGGGGAAAUUAGGAGUGAGAAAAAAGGACAGCGGUUUUGGGAGAGAGGAGCAAUAUUAAUGCCAACGAUGAUCAUAAAGGGUCUUCAAACAGAGAUACUGCAGAUAUGAGGGGAGAGAAGAGGAAAAUAGAUAAGAAAUAAGGACGCAAACUAGCCAUCAGCCUGUCGCCAUGGAAACAGUGACUUUGAGCAGAAAGUAAGAAGAGGUAGAUAUGCCUUUUGCUUUGUUCUCGGUGCAACAAGCGUAUUUUAAUUUCCUACUGGCAAAUUCAGAAAUGAAACAGAUUGUUAACAAAUGUGGCUUGAUGGUGUUUAUGCAUAGCUUUGGACUUGACUAACCCAUGGCAUCGCAAAUAAUAACCUCGUAUUAAAGUAACAAUAUCUCUUUUUUGCUCUCUUUGUUAGUCCCAUCAUCAUUUUCAACUCUUGAUCAUUUUGUCAUACAAUUCCUUGUCUUAUUUCUGGUUUGGUUUGCAUUUUUUUACUGUGUCUGUUAUGUUAAUGUUGUUAUAAAAAGAAGAAGGAAACAGAAAAUGCAUUUUCUGAUUGGUCAUGCAUUAAGGAUGGACAAUCAAAGAAAGAUUAGUCACUGAAACAGGAAGUACUCACCAUCAGCCUUUUACCGUGAGGAACAGAAGUGCCGUAAAUGGUGAUGGCAGCGAGUAAGCCAUUCUUUCCCUUUUCACUGUUUUCUUUUUUCAAUGCUCAAUUCAUUUUCAAUGCUUUUGGUGGAGUAAUGAUUCAGUGUUCUUGCUGGCCACAGUGAAAAAAAAGUUCUGAUUUUUUCAUAUAUAUAUUUGAGGGUUGUGAGUUAAUCAGGAUGAAUGGGAUAUCUGUGUACCUGUAGUCACUUAGGCAGGAUGGCGUAUGUGCAGAGAUAAAAAAAAUGCUGGAAUGGAGUUGAAUGAAGACUGUGAGACAGUGUUGGACUCAACAUACCAGCAGACUGAGCUUGUUUUUUGUGCAAAGCCCUCAGCCAAGGUGAUCAAGUUCUUGCGUGUCAUUCUGCCAACUGUCCAUGUAAGGGAAGGGUUAUUGUAUGUGGAGACAUUCUCUCUCAUUUUUGGAGAGAAAAAUCAUCACAUGGCUAAAUUUUUACAAAAAAUAUUUUCAAAAACAUAAUGCAAAAAAAGAACAAAAAAAGUAUUCAGAUCAUAAUUUUACAUGUGCUCCUGUUGUUAAAAAAAGACAAAAAAUGCUAAACAAAAACAAGAAAAAAGGCAGUGCUUGUAAGGAGUCUAACUAAUUUCCUUGAGGAUGAUGUUCAAUUAUUGAUACCUGAGAUUGUAGUUCAUACUGUACAUGAAUACAAAUAAAAAUUACAAUUCUUCUUUUCCAA